Brachypodium distachyon (stiff brome) is the source of this 2131-nucleotide messenger RNA. RefSeq lists its product as uncharacterized. The record is from RefSeq and is a predicted model, not a curated record. The transcript is spliced from 10 exons. Gene Ontology annotation, biological process: vegetative to reproductive phase transition of meristem. Bases 194 to 1969 code for a protein of 591 amino acids. Lineage: Eukaryota; Viridiplantae; Streptophyta; Magnoliopsida; Poales; Poaceae.
CACCGCUCGGAGCUCUCGCAUCUGCUACUGAUAAGCGCAUCCGGCCUCUUCUUUUCCCCCUUUUACUCCUCUUCCUCGCCUCCACUUCCUCGAUGGAUUCCGUCGGUGUCUCCCUCUGGAUCAGAACAUCAGGACAAUACUGAAGAAGGAGAAGAAGAAGAGGCAACUAACUGGCUGGCUAGAGUGUUAAUCCAUGCAGGUCCCGGUGGGCUUCCUCGCCAAGCUCUGGAGCCUCGUUUCCUUCCUGCCAUUCUUCCUCCUCCUGCUGCUGCUUGGCUUCACAAAAGCUGUCCUGAUCGGCCCCGUCGUCGUAAUCAUUGUUUUCUUGGGAGAUUCAGCUGUCAUUGUUGGCCUGUGGCCUGCGCAUUUCAUCUGGACAUACUGCUGCGUGCUCAAAACGAAACGAAUUGGGCCGGUUUUGAAGAUUCUUGCCGUGCAAUUUCUGCCGCUGCCAUUGGUCCUGUUGCCGGUGCUUGGUAUUCUGGGGAGCCUUCUGGUGGGCAUCGGUUAUGGAGUUUUUGCUCCUGUCAUGGCGACUUUCGAGGCGGUCGGCGAAGGCGUCGCCGACAAGCUGUCACAUUGCUUUUUGGAUGGUACCGCUAGCACCAUAAGGGGAGCUUGCAUGGUGGUGCAUGAUGUUACCGAUUUCUGCUUCCAUUCCUACUUCUCUUUCAUGGACGAUCUCUCUGAGAAAAUGGGGGAUGAUGAAAAACCUCUUGACAUCAAGUUGACUUACCUGCCACGGAGCUUUCUCGUUGCCCUGGUUGCUGUUCCUGUAGAUGUACUGAUGAUUACUGGGGUGGCAUUGUGGAAAAGCCCCUGCAUGUUAUUGAAAGGGUGGCAAAGACUCUGUGAGGACCUAGUCGGGAGGGAAGGGCCUUUUCUAGAGACUGUUUGUGUUCCAUUCGCUGGUUUGGCCAUUAUAUUGUGGCCACUUGCAGUCAUUGGAGGAGUGAUUGCAUCAUUUCUUAGCAGCUUCAUUUUUGGUUUCCAUGCUGGAUUAAUUUCUUAUCAGGAGGCUUCAUUUCAAAUGGGAUUAUCGUACAUGAUCUCUGCAGUAGCAUUGUUUGAUGAAUACACAAAUGAUCUUCUUUACUUAAGAGAAGGCUCUUGUUUGCCAAGGCCCAAGUACCGAAAAGCGGAUUCUCCAAAGGUCGAGACCAACCGCGACAAAGAAGAGUACAACACUGCAGCUGAAUCUGCAGAGAAGCAACACCAUCGCUACCAUAAACCCAGGAGGGUUCUGCAGCGUUCAAAGACAAUCAUGGAAACUAUCCAACGACUAAGACCCAUUCAAAUAUGGGAUUGGCUCUUCCGUUCUUGCGAGAUAAAUGGAAGGAUACUACUCAGUGAGGGACUGAUGAGUUGUGAAGAUAUAGAGCAAUUUAUAACCAAAGGAAAGGGGAAAAAGCUGAGCAUAAAAUUACCGGCCUGGUGUAUCCUUCACUGUCUGAUACGAUCAGCAAAACACGACUCGCAUGGUUUGCUCAUAUCUGACAAUGUCGAGGUGACGAACUUCAAUUGGCCGAGAGACAGAGUGAUCGACUGGGUGCUUGGACCACUGCUUGUUCUGAAAGAGCAGAUGAAGAAACUAGAGCUUACUGAAGAUGAGGAAUUGUGCUUGCGGAAGCUCAUCAUGACGAACGAAAACGAGAAGCCAUCAGAUUGGGAUGAUUGUGGUUUCCCGUCGAGCGACAGCGUGAAGAGAGCUCAGCUCCAAGCAAUUAUUAGAAGGUUGCAAGGGAUUGUUGGAAAUAUGUCUCGGAUACCGGGCUUCAGGAGACGGUUCCUGAAUCUGACCAGGGCGCUGUACCUGGAGGCCAUCGAGGCAGGCGCCAUCGACGGAACACGGGACAUUAAGCGAAGGGUUAAGGAGGAUAUCACCUCUGAAAAAUUACAGGAUAACAAAGAUGUGGUAGAAGGGAAGGGUCCAUCAAAUGGUACAUCCGGGGGUAUUGACAUUGUUUGAUGUCAAUGGUGUGCAGACAGUUCUUUUGCCUAAACCCAGAUCACUCUGCUGCCUGCUGCGCUUUAUUUUAGUUAGGCGCAUUUGUGGAACAAUUUUUCCGAGACCAUUGUAAAAUAUUUAUAUCAAAAUAUAUUAUUCGUGCACGAUUUAAUAGUGCUGCAA